AUGGAUAAGGGCAACACCGAGGCAAUCCGGAUCCACGCCGAGAAGGUGUCACAACAAGCCACCACGACGAUGCUUCCGCAUCUCGAACAACUAGUCAAGCUUGCAGACAUGUUCUUUCACCUCUCCGUCGAUGGCAAACCCGGUCUAACCAAGUUCACCGAGAACUUGACCAACGUGGUGGACAAGUGUCUUCGCCUGAAGAUUAAUCUCUGCCGCUCAAGCUUCUCGCACGCUUUCUACUGGCCAGCUCCACGACAGCCCAUCGAUCUGAAUACCAUGAAUUGUCCUUACCAGCAAAUCUGCUCCCAGCCUUCUGUCGUGGCUUACACUCUGCUACCCGGUAUUCUUAUCACCGAGCACUCUGAGGAGAGAAUCGCUAGGUCGGCCGAUGUGAUGGCGCGUGCGGCUGAUCUCGCAGUCAAUCUCGCGCCGCUUGGUUCGCCAAUGUCAACAAACUAA
Messenger RNA from Fulvia fulva, 459 nucleotides. RefSeq lists its product as uncharacterized. The transcript has a single exon. Lineage: Eukaryota; Fungi; Ascomycota; Dothideomycetes; Mycosphaerellales; Mycosphaerellaceae. The record is from RefSeq and is a predicted model, not a curated record. The coding region runs from base 1 to 459 and encodes 152 amino acids.